UUUUGGAUCUUUUCUUGUAUGAAUGACAUGAAAGACAAACAAAGAAGUGGUAAACAGUAUGUAAUAGGGACAACAUCUUUAUUAAAUAGUGUGGCAUGAAACUGAACCGGACAAACUGUGAAAAUGAAGCUCCGCCCCUCACAUGACUCACCGGAGAUAAAACAGGGAAGCAGGCACACAUACACACACACAAUAGUUGUGUGUGAGUUUUAACUUCAGAUAAAAAACACUACUUCUACUGAGAGAGAACAUCUACAAGAAGGAGUUCUGGGAAUACUGGAAUACUACACUUCAACCAGCUGCUGAAACCACAAACUGAAUGUGAGUUUUAUAAGAACAAAGACUCAAAGUGAAAGUAACUUUCAGGGAAAAGUUGAAGUGGCUGAGCUGUCUGUCUGCUGUGUUUCCGUCUUCACUCGGAGACUAAAUGGCUUCCAGAUCAGAGGAGGAUCUCUGCUGUCCGGUCUGUCAAGAUGUCUUUAGAGAUCCUGUUGUUCUGUCAUGUAGCCACAGCUUCUGUAAGGACUGUCUGGAGAGAUGUUGGAGAGAGAAACCAACACAGGAGUGUCCACUUUGUAGGAAAAGAUCCUUGUCUAAACCACAUGAUAGCCUGGUGUUGAAGAACCUGUGUGAGGCCUUCAUACAGGAGAGAGAUCAGAGAUCUUCAGAGGCUCUCUGCAGUCUGCACUCUGAGAAACUCAAACUCUUCUUUCUGGAUCAUCAGCAGCCAGUGUGUCUUGUCUGCAGAGAUUCAGAAAAACACACCAAUCACAGAUUCAGACCCAUCAGUGAAGCUGCACGACAACACAAGAAGGAACUUCAGGAAACUUUGGAGCCCUUAAAGGAGAAGUUAAAGGGUUUUGAGCAAGUUAAAGUGAAGUGUGAUCAAACAGCAGAACACAUAAAGGUCCAGGCCCGACGCACAGAGAUGCAGAUUAGGAAGCAAUUUAAGAAGCUUCACCAGUUUCUAGAAGAGGAAGAGGAGGCCAGGAUGGCUGCACUGAGGGAGGAACAGAAGCAGAAGAGUCUGAGUAUGAAGGAGAAGAUGGAGGCUCUGAGCAGAGAGAUAGCAGCUCUUUCAGACACAGUCAGAGCCACAGAGGAGCAGCUGAGAGCUGAAGACAUCUCAUUCCUGAUCAACUACAAGGCUGCAGUGGAAAGAGUCCAGCAGCACCCCCUGCUGGAUGAUCCACAGCUGCUCCCAGGAGCUCUGAUAGACGAGGCCAAACACCUGGGCAACCUGAGCUUCAACAUCUGGAACAAGAUGAAGGACAUGGUCUCCUACACUCCUCUGAUUCUGGAUCCAAACACUGCUUAUCUGCAAAACAUCCUGUCUGAAGAUCUGACCAGUGUGAGACGAGGAGAACAACAGCAGCUCCCUGAUAAUCCAGAGAGAUUGGAUUACUACUGUGGUGUCCUGGGCUCUGAGGGCUUUAACUCAGGGACUCACAGCUGGGAUGCCGAUGUUGGAAACAAUACACUCUGGGAACUGGGUGUGUUAGCAGAGUCUGUCCAGAGGAAGGGAAAAAUACGGUCUGGAAUAUGGAGCAUAGUGUUCCAUAACGGUAACUACUUCGCACUGUCACGACCAGAUUCAGACACUGUUCUUGUAUUGCAGAAGAAGCCCCAGAGGGUCCGAGUGACUCUGGACUGGAACAGAGGAAAGCUGUCGUUCUAUGAUCUUGGUACUAACACACACAUACACACCUUCACACACACUUUCACUGAGAGGCUGUUUCCAUUGAUUGACACUAGGGGGGAAGUGAAGGUUUUACCGCUGAAGGUCUGAGUGACUGUAGAACAGAGUUCCCGUGUUCAAUUAUUGGUUAAAAAACACUUUUAAUCAAUAAGUAUUUUGUGUCGAUUGUAAGUUAUUCAUCUUAGCAACAUGAUGUUGCUCUUUCAUUUUACAUUUACAUGCUUCCAUUAGGCCAAAUUAUACAAACCAAUCAAUCAACUAUGCAGACGACAAAUUUGGCUUUUCAGGGAGGUGCGCUCUCUCUUCUAGUUUAAGGUUGUUUUUGUUAAUGUCAAAGUUUAUUCUUUUGAACAGAUCUAUCAGUACAUUCAUUGAGUUUAGGAAAUAUGCUAGCUCUUGGGGGAAUUACUGGAAUUGUUGUUUUUUUGUAAAUUGUAGAGUGUGGUCUAGACCUACUAUAUCUGUAAAGUGAAAGAUAACUCUUCUUAUGAUUUAAUAUUAUUAAAGGUGCAGUAGGUAAGAGUUAUAAAACUAACUUUGUCAUAUUUGCUGAAUCUGACCCUAUGUUCCAGUAG
This is a messenger RNA of Perca fluviatilis (European perch), 2274 nucleotides long. RefSeq names its product zinc-binding protein A33-like. Gene Ontology annotation, molecular function: protein binding; zinc ion binding. NCBI's taxonomy places the organism in Eukaryota, Metazoa, Chordata, Actinopteri, Perciformes, Percidae. The transcript has a single exon. The coding region runs from base 428 to 1789 and encodes 453 amino acids. The record is from RefSeq and is a predicted model, not a curated record.